Onthophagus taurus is the source of this 2139-nucleotide messenger RNA. The record is from RefSeq and is a predicted model, not a curated record. Lineage: Eukaryota; Metazoa; Arthropoda; Insecta; Coleoptera; Scarabaeidae.
AUGGCGAGUGUAAUACUAAAUGGGUACGCCUUGUAUCGAACGAUGGGUUGUGGAUUGGUUAUUCUAGCCAGCCUUUGGAAUAACUUAACUAUGUGGCUAUUAAAUAAACAUAGGCCACCUGCCGAAAACCGUAUUCCCGAUUUACACAUAUUACCUAAUUCUGAGAACGAGAUUCCUAUUGAACCAAAACUUCCUUCUGUACCUCAAAUUGCAACUCCCGAUAAAACCUGUUAUCCAUUAAAACAAUUAAUUCGGGAGAAUAGUGAAACCUUAAAAAACGUAGAUGUAGCGAAUGAAAUUAGUAUCUAUAAUAAAACGAUAGAAAGCGUAAUUAAGGAAAUUCAUGGUAUCCUUAUUAGUAGAUUAAAUAUUCAAGAAACAAUGGGUGAAGCUUUUGGUUUAAAAGUAGCCGGUAGUUUACUACCGUCGAUGGACGGAAAUGAGGAUACCACGAAAAAAACUGAUGCUUCUGGGUACGCAAUUGGGGCUGUCCUUUGUAAUUCUGAUGAUAGACCAGUUGCAUAUGCUAGUAGAGCUUUAAACAAAGCGGAAAUUAACUAUGCUACAAUCGAAAAGGAACUUUUGGCUAUAGUUUGGUCUAUUAAACAUUUCAGACCGUAUUUGUAUGGACCGUCAUAUGAAGUUUCAUACUGUAUUGCUAAAAAUAAAAAGCCGUUCACCAUUGGAGAAGAUCUUGUAUUACCUGCUGCUAUUAAAAUGGUAGAAAUACUACAUGGAAGUAAAUAUGGCGAAGAUAUUCGAAAAAUUCCUUUGUCGAACGACACUGUCUCGAAUAGAAUUUCUGAUAUCAACAAGGACCAAUUAGUGCAACUUAUUACAAGAAUUAAAGAAAGCCCAAAAUUUUCAAUUCAGUUGGACGAAACAACGGAUAUUACUAAAUUGGCUCAGUUGUUAGUAUAUGUCAGGUACGUUUAUAAAGAAAGCGUGGAGGAAGAAUUGUUAUUUUGUCGUCCUAUGAAAGACCAUACUACAGGGAAAGACAUAUAUUGUAAAGUUGACGAAUUUUUAAAAACUGAAGGUUUAGAAUGGAAAAAUUGCUGUGGAAUAUGCACAGAUGGUGCAAGAGCGAUGACGGGCAAAAAUAUUGGUUUUAAAUCAUUUUUUCAAGCUGCUCAUUAUGAUCAUAUAACUUUUACUCACUGCCUUAUUCACCGAGAGGCCCUUGCAGCAAAAAAAAUAGCACCAGAAUUGAACGAUGUACUUCAGGAUGCUGUUAAGAUUAUAAAUUUUAUUAAGAGCCAUGCCCUUAACAGCCGCUUAUUUUCAAAUCUCUGUAAGGAUACGGAUUCCAACUACACAACUUUAUUAUUACAUGCAGAAGUAAGAUGGUUGUCAAGAGGUCAAAGUUUAAGAAGAUUAAUGUUAUUAAAGGACGAAAUCGAAAUAUUUUUAACCGAACGAAAAUGUGAACUUGCUGCUUUUUUUCAAAAUGACUUAUGGCUAUCCAAGCUGUGUUAUUUGUCAGAUAUCUUUGCGAAAUUAAACGAUCUCAACUUGUCUCUUCAAGGAAAAAAUUGCGAUAUAUUUACUUCGAAUGAUAAAAUUGAAAGUUUUAUUAAAAAGAUCAACAUUUGGAAAAGUAGGGUAGAAAAAAAUUCGUUCGAAAUGUUUUCCAGUGUCGACAAUUUUAUAAUCGAGAAAAAUCAUUGUAAAACUUUUAUUGCAAAAAUUAUUGUAGAUCACUUAAAAGCUCUAGAAACACAGUUCCGUACAUAUUUUAUAUUAAAUAUUGAUUUCAAAAAGGUAGCUUGGAUUCAAAAGCCGUUUUGGAUUGGCUUAAGUGAGAUUGAUCACCUGCCACUUAAAGCUCAAGAGGAAUUUGCUGAGCUUUCGAGUGACUCAAACUUAAAACUACAAUUUCCAAAAAAGCCCUUGACUGAAUUCUGGAUCGGAACUAGAACUGAAUUUCCCACAAUCGCUGAUAUGGCGUUAAAUGUUCUUCUGCCAUUCAACACCACAUAUUUAUGUGAAGUUACUUUCUCAGCUUUAACACAUAUUAAAUCCCAAUAUCGUUCAUCGCUAAAAAAUGUUGAAGAGGUCUUACGUCCAGCAGUGUCAAACAUUCCACCACGAAUUACUUUGUUAUGCAAUAAAAAACAGGCACAUCCAUCUCAUUGA